This is a messenger RNA of Fusarium proliferatum ET1, 354 nucleotides long. RefSeq lists its product as uncharacterized. The coding region runs from base 1 to 354 and encodes 117 amino acids. Lineage: Eukaryota; Fungi; Ascomycota; Sordariomycetes; Hypocreales; Nectriaceae. The record is from RefSeq and is a predicted model, not a curated record. The transcript is spliced from 3 exons.
AUGGUGCUCAACAGUCCAAGUCAUCGCCAAUCGGUCCUGAUGGUAAUCGGGGUUGCGAUCGUCAGAUUGACCGACUCAGAAGCAUUCUUUUGCGUAAUUAUGCACUGUGACAAGGGAAAUUUGGAUUCGCAGUCAUCGUCACCUUGCAACCAAGAGAAUUUCGAGUAUUGCUGCGACGUCGAAGACCAAAACUCGAAAGAUUUGCUCAUGAUACAUCGCGAUGAUUUCACUGCGUACAGGAUCAAGUAUGUGGCGGAGAGCUUCCAAGACUGUAAUUUCAGGACUGAUCGUGAUGAUCAUCAACGUGACGGCUCCAAGAUCCAAGACUCUUACCGAGGGGACGAGGCCCAGUAG